This is a messenger RNA of Erigeron canadensis, 1812 nucleotides long. RefSeq names its product interferon-related developmental regulator 1-like. Bases 299 to 1594 code for a protein of 431 amino acids. NCBI's taxonomy places the organism in Eukaryota, Viridiplantae, Streptophyta, Magnoliopsida, Asterales, Asteraceae. The transcript has 13 exons. The record is from RefSeq and is a predicted model, not a curated record.
UCGUCUUCUACAAUUGAAUUUCUAACCAAAACCCUUUCCUUAAAACCAAUUUUCAUGUCAAUCUUAGUUCGUCGUCACCCAGAAAAUUUGAUUUUCUUCCGUUUUAUGGAUAUUUAUUAUUAUUCAAGAAACGUUGAUCACGCCGAUAUUUCUUCUUUGAUAUCUCAUUAUUUUCUACAUAAUUUUAGUGGAAUUCCUAGUAAACCUUGUAGUGGUAGUCGUCCAGUUUUAGUUUAAGUUUUAUUUUAAUUAACUAAAUUAGUUUCCAAUUAAUUCUAUUCAAUUCAACUUUGUCCUCAUGGGUAAACAGCGUGCUACUCAACGUAAGAAUGCUGCAAUGCUAGAUAGUGAUGAUACAGAGAGUGUUAGUUCUGAUAAUAAUAUGAUGAAGUCUGCUGCUGUGGAGGAUGUGCAAUGCGAUAAGGAAAGCGUGUUAGAUGAGAGUUUGGAUGCUUUGUUCGUAAAACGGGGGUCCCUAAGGGUGAAGGCAUUGGCUGAUAUCGUAGAGGCUUUUAAUACAAGCUUGCCACACAAGUUUGUUGAAAAGAAGUGUGCAACAUUGCUGCAUCAAUGUCUGAAUUCUGUAAAACGGGGGUCUGCAAAAGAGACCGCUUUGGCGUCUCAUGCCAUCGGAUUAUUGGCUUUAACUGCGGGUGAGGGUGAAAAAUCGCAAGAAAUACUGGAAGAAUCAGUUACCCCUAUUUUUGAAGCUCUGAGAUCUCGUUCUGAAGUAUCAAAGAUAGUAUCGCUAUUGGAGGGGUUGGCUGUGUCCGCUUUUGUCGGUGGAAUUGAACCUGAAGAAACUGAGAAAUGCAUGCAAAUUGUGUGGCAAGUGGUUCAUCCAAAGCUUGGCCCCAAUGUCGUUGCCACUAAGCCGUCACCAGGAGUAAUAACAGCGGUUGUAUCUGCUUGGUCGUUUCUGCUUACAACAAUGGAUGGGUGGAUACUAGAUCCUAAAAGUUGGCAAGAGUCCGUUUCUUAUUUUUCGUCUCUUCUAGAGAAGGAUGACAGAUCUGUGCGAAUUGCAGCUGGGGAAGCCCUUGCUUUGAUAUAUGAGAGGGGACAUUUGGAAAAGUUUUGUGGUUCCUCUAAAGGAGAUGGCAUUAGUUCCCGGAAUGUUACCCAUAUACAGGGUUUAAGAUCCAAAGUCUUGAAUCAAGUUCGUGACCUUUCUGCUGAGGCUGGAGGGAAGGGUUCUAUCAAAAAGGAUCUCAACACUCAGCGUAACACCUUUCGAGAUAUUUUGGAAUUUCUCGAGUAUGGGCACACUCCGGAAACCUCAGUGAAGAUUGGUGGAGAGUCGCUUACAACUACAACUUGGUCUCAACUGAUACAGCUGAACUACAUAAAGGGAUUUCUUGGUGGAGGAUUUAUCAAACAUAUGCAGGAAAACGAAUUUCUUCAUGAGGUAUUUAGCAUUGCACCGAAGAAAAAGUCUCUAUCAGGUGCUGUUCAUGUCUCAGAGGCCGAAAAGAGAAUGUACAGAUCUCCGAACUCCAUCAUGAACAAGGCAAGGACCCAGUUUCUGAACAAGCAGCGAAUGAUACGGGAUAUGAACAAUGGCCACCUCGCAUCUGUGAUGGACGAGGAGUAACAGUUGCAACAUCCAAAAUAUGCUCUACGACUCUGGUGUCAUAUUUUUAUCAUUAUUCAUUCAAGACUCAGAUUUAUAAAAUCAUUAAUGGCUUUAGUUAUGGUGAUAGUUUAGGGAUUCAUUUAUGCAAUGACAAUGAAAACUUCAUGUUAUUUUAUCUUAUUCUUGUACCGCUACAUUGGUUGGUAACAUUUAUAAAGUUCGACUUUGGAGUUAAA